Lactuca sativa (garden lettuce) is the source of this 543-nucleotide messenger RNA. Its product is annotated as putative receptor-like protein kinase At5g39000. The record is from RefSeq and is a predicted model, not a curated record. Lineage: Eukaryota; Viridiplantae; Streptophyta; Magnoliopsida; Asterales; Asteraceae. Gene Ontology annotation, cellular component: plasmodesma; plasma membrane. Gene Ontology annotation, molecular function: transmembrane receptor protein tyrosine kinase activity; ATP binding. Gene Ontology annotation, biological process: protein autophosphorylation.
AUGUAUUGUGUUGCUUCUGCAUUAGACUAUCUUCAUAACCAAGUGGCCGAAAAACAUAGAAUAAUACAUCGCGAUGUGAAAAGCGCAAAUAUGUUAUUGGAUGAGAAUUGGAAUGCAAAACUUUCUAAUUUUGGUUUGGCUACAAUAGGUUUAGCAAAUCAACAAAACACCUUUGUGAUCACUAACCCUGCUGGAACGUAUGGUUAUACAGACCCACAAUAUGAAAGAACAGAGUUUUUAACAAAAGAGUCAGAUGUUUAUUCGUUUGGUGUGGUUUUGUUUAAAGUUUUGUGUGGAAGGCUGGCGUGUGUUUCCAAUUACCAUGAUGAGCGACGGUUCCUACAUCAUUUGGCGCGAAUCCGCUACAAAAAUGGCGAGUUGGAUAAGAUUAUUGCUCACAACAUUAAGAAACACAUCAAGACAAGCUCAUUAAGCAAUUUGUCAUCUAUUGCAUAUCAAUGCUUGCAUAAAACUCGGGAACAACGACCUACAAUUUUUGAGAUUGCUUUCCAACUUAAGGAAGCCUGGAAAAUUCAAACUUGA